AAUGGAGAGGUCGUCUGGAUAUCUCUGCCGCCGGAGAACGCCUUGAACACAGCGGGACGCGGUGCCAGUCAAGCAUCGCCUGAUAUGGACAAUGCUGACUCUGUCCCGAAGGAGGUGUGGGAAGCUCUAGAUCAAGCCACAACAUCACCUGUAUACUUCCUGCUGGUAUUGGGAGUCGGUGGUUUGAUUGGGGGGUUGGUCGUGCUUUACGUUCUCCUAUCCCUAUUCGCUCCGAUCCCACGACCGCCCCGACAAUCCGAGAAACGAUACAUUACUGUGAACGAGGAUGGCCAGACAUCAAGCCCGCGACUACUGCCAUGCUGGUACGACAGCAAUGUCGCCCUGAAGGAAUUGGCAAAGAGCAAGGAGAUCUCACGGGAAGAGUCGUUUCAAAUUGACGAUGCUGAGAUCUUCAUGUCUCUGGUUAUUCCGGCAUACAACGAGCAAGAUCGAUUGAGUGGGAUGUUGGAGGAGGCAGUGGAGUACUUGGAGGAGCAAUACGGAGACCAUGCGAUGGCGAGCAAGAGCAGUAGCAACGGCCAUGCCAAUGGAAAACAAGGACAUGCUAGGAAAGGAUGGGAAAUCAUCCUUGUGAGCGACGGUUCGAAGGACAAGACUGUUGAGGUGGCUUUGAACUUCGCUCGGACACAUCAAUUGGGCAAACCUCCGCCUACUCCCCAAGGUCCAUGGAAUACUCCCGGUUCCGAGAAGCCUACAAGGAUAUUGCCUGGGACAAUCAGAGUUGUGCAAUUGGAGGUGAAUAGAGGCAAAGGAGGCGCUGUCACACAUGGUAUGAGGCAUGCGAGAGGAAAGUACGUCGUCUUCGCCGACGCAGAUGGAGCGAGUAGAUUCACAGAUCUCGGGAGUCUUGUCGAGGCGUGCGAGAAAGCAAAGGACAAAGAGGGUCGAGCAGUGGGCGUAGGUUCCCGAGCUCAUAUGGUUGGCACCGAGGCUGUAGUACAACGCUCCGCCCUGCGAAACCUCCUCAUGCGAGCAUUCCAUCUCGGGAUCUGGCUGCUCACGACUCCCCGUGUCGCGAAGAUCAAGGACACGCAGUGCGGCUUCAAGCUCUUCUCACGGCCUUCAUUACCUUACAUCGUUCCUUACAUGCACUCCGAAGGCUGGAUCUUCGAUGUGGAAAUGCUCAUGUUGGCGGAGAGUGCGGAUAUUCCUAUGGUUGAGGUGCCGAUUGGAUGGAAGGAGGUGUUAGGGAGUAAGCUCAAUGUCAUCAAGGAUAGUAUUGGGAUGGCGGUUGGGUUGGGGUUGUUGAGGGUUGCAUGGGGGAUCGGGGUUUACCGGAGAGAGUAGUGGUUCGUAUUCCUGUUGAAACAGCUGACAUCUG
Messenger RNA from Zymoseptoria tritici IPO323, 1342 nucleotides. RefSeq lists its product as uncharacterized. The record is from RefSeq and is a predicted model, not a curated record. Bases 85 to 1308 code for a protein of 407 amino acids. Gene Ontology annotation, cellular component: endoplasmic reticulum membrane. The transcript is spliced from 3 exons. NCBI's taxonomy places the organism in Eukaryota, Fungi, Ascomycota, Dothideomycetes, Mycosphaerellales, Mycosphaerellaceae.